UUUUCUAGUGUUGACUUGGAUACCAGAUCUGCUUUCUUGCUUUGUCUGCCGCCAUCUUCUUCUUGAUUCCUGUCCAAUGCAAUUGAGACCUUCGUUUGGUUUCUGCGACCUCAAAGGAGGGAUCUUUUGUUGUUAUUAUUAAUUUUCCUUUCCCUCUAAUUUUUGAUGCAUUGGGCGGCGUAGGAUCUUCUUGGUACUCCAGUUGAAUCGCGAUUUCUUUGCUACAUUGGAGGAAUUUGUAGUCUGCAUCCGACGUAAUUGAGAUUUUUGUUUGGGUUCUGCCACUUCAAAGGUUAUUGUCUGAAGCUUGACUUGCAAGCAUCAUGGGUUUCUCUGCAAAGUGGCUUAGAUCAUUAGUCGGCAUAAGGAAACAUGAAAAAAAUCAAUAUCUGGAAAAUGAUGAAAAUAAUAGUCUAUCUGCUAAUAAAUCUCAUGGCCGGAAGAAAAAUUCUGUGGCUGUUCAAGAAGCUGUGUUUGCUCCUGGUACAGGAGAUGUGAACAUCCAGUCAGAUUCACACUCUGCUUCUUCUCCUGCCACAUCAAAUAACAGACAAACUCAAGAAAAAACAAGAGAGGAAUGGGCUGCCACAAUCAUUCAAACUGCUUUUCGGGCGUUCCUGGCUAGAAGAGCUUUACGAGCUCUUAAAGGGCUGGUCAGAUUGCAAGCCCUUGUUAGGGGCCAUGCUGUGAGAAAACAAGCUGCAAUAACUCUGCGCUGCAUGCAAGCCCUUGUCAGAGUUCAGGCUCGUGUAAGAGCUAGGCGAGUUCGCAUGGCAUUAGAAAGUCAAUUGGGGCAUCAAAAGGAUCAGGAACAGGAGUCAGAUGAAUCUCAUGUGAGAGAAAUAGAAGAAGGCUGGUGUGACAGUGUUGGCUCUGUGGAGGAAAUUCAGGCAAAGUUGUUGAAGAGGCAAGAAGCUGCAGCCAAGCGUGAAAGAGCAAUGGCAUAUGCUCUCACUCAUCAGUGGCAAGCAGGUUUGAGGAAGCCAGCUGUCCCUGCAGGUUUUGAACCAGAUAAAAAUAAUUGGGGUUGGAAUUGGUUAGAGAGAUGGAUGGCUGUACGCCCGUGGGAGAAUAGGUUCCUUGAUAUUAAUCUUAAUGAUGGGGUUAAACUUAACGAAAAUGGAGCAGCUGAAGGAAAGACUGCAGCCAGCACAUCGAAGACUCUGCCCAAAGCAACUGGCCGGAAACCCAUUUCAAGUCUCCAAUCCAAUUCCCUAAACCACAAAACCAUUCCUUCAAUGUCCGAGGGAAGUGGUUCUUCAUCAACCAGAUCUGCCAGCUUGAUGACCUCUUCUGCCCUUCGUUCAGGUAGGCCAAAACAAAAAACACCUGAGGAGGCUUAUGGAGAAGCCACUUCCCGAGUUUCUGCAAUUGGUUCUAGAUCAUACAGCAAUCCAAAGGAGAGGACUUCUCAAAUGGAAUCACAGGCCAAGAGGCUGUCCUUACCGAACAGCGGCUUAGGAGUCAGAAAACAAGCUUCCCAUGAAGUCGCAACCAACCGGUCAGCGAAUCAGAAGCCCCUCAAGGAUAACACAAAAGUUUGAAAUGGAUGAUUAGUGGUGAAAUGAGAGUCCAAUUUGAGUUUUCUAUUUGUUGUUGUAGUAUCUAAUCCUAGGAUUUUGUUUCUGUGUAUCAAACAUUUUAUUGUACAUAUUUACAUGAGCUUGGUCGGGUAGUUCACGGUCUACGUAAUGUAUUACUCUGUCCGUAUACCCAACUUCGAACGGGGACUGAAGUCGAUCCACUACGACGAUACAAUCAGAUCGCCGUGUUGUACUACGCGUUAUGAUGUUUACUAUUCUUAAGUUUCAUGCACUCUUAAAUGUUUCCAUAUCCUUGUUUUUAAGCA
Zingiber officinale is the source of this 1849-nucleotide messenger RNA. Its product is annotated as protein IQ-DOMAIN 5-like. The record is from RefSeq and is a predicted model, not a curated record. Gene Ontology annotation, molecular function: protein binding. The transcript has 7 exons. NCBI's taxonomy places the organism in Eukaryota, Viridiplantae, Streptophyta, Magnoliopsida, Zingiberales, Zingiberaceae. The coding region runs from base 324 to 1544 and encodes 406 amino acids.